Molecule: messenger RNA, 2058 nt
Organism: Melampsora larici-populina 98AG31
Lineage: Eukaryota; Fungi; Basidiomycota; Pucciniomycetes; Pucciniales; Melampsoraceae
Exons: 2
Coding region: 1-2058 (685 amino acids)
Source: RefSeq, a predicted model, not a curated record
AUGCAAGUCGAUGUUAAUGCGCUCAAUGCUAGACAAGGUUCUCAUACUCAAUCUACAAGACCUACUCCUGCUAGACCUACUCGUGUCAGUCUAGAGUUUUAUCGUCGCUUAUGCCAAGAUCGAGUUACGUGUUAUCGAUGUUUGAAACCCUACGACGCCUCUCAUCAAACUGCAGAAGGCCGCCCGGCGGGAUGUCCUAAUUCAGGAGUGUCUUCAGCUGAGAUGGAUGCUUUUGUCUUGGAAGCCCAACGUAAUCCCUCAUCAGUUUCGGCGGUGGCUAUGACGGUGCCUACUACUCAUGGCAAUCAACGCUCUAACCAUCACAGAGUUCCGACUUCUCGUUUGCUAAUGACGCCUUCGGUUUUACCUCGUCAAAGUAUAAAUUUUGGAUUUCAACAAACUCCUGCGGCUAUUAGACCGGGUCUUUUGUCUUCUUUCCCACCUUUACCAUCCCAAUCUCCAUCGUUAGCUUCCGAAUCCACGGUUCCGGCUGUUUCUCAACCAAAUCCCACUGCGGGUGUUGCGGCUUUAUUUCACGAAUAUAGGAGUGUGGAGCAACCGGAAGAUUUUAGUCAUGGGGGUAAUGAGGAUGAGUACUUUUCGGCUCAACCAAUGUUCAGUGAAGAAGGUGCCGGUCGAAAUGAGCAAAUUUCUGCUCUUGCCUUCCAUGGUAGCUGGGAUUCACGAGGGACUAUCAUCUUGGGAGCUUCGCGCUCAAAUCUCAAUAUCACAUCCCGUUCAAGCACAACUACGAAUUCGCCGAUCCAACAGCAUUACACAAGAAUGUACCAUUCAUUAUGCUCCACUGCAAGUAUAGCUCUCAUGACCAUGUGUACAGUCUUGACAACCCCAGUGGAUCUGGAUAGAAACGUAGACACUGUACUAAGAUUAGGAACACUAUACCCUGGGACCAUUGUGAUAUCAAAACUUGACAAAAUCGAUCCAUUGGACUCAAAACUUGCAGCCGAAAUGGUUUCUUUGGAAUUAACACUCGCAGCACCAUCGGGAACCGCAACGAACAUCGUACCACCAAAACAACAUGGACUUUCUGGGGUAUUGGGAAUUCAAAAGACAGAUUCAUUUAAACAUUCAUCUCAACGAAAACAACGCUUUAGGAUCUCACCAGAUGUUGAAAUGUGGCUGGAGGACCAAACCGUACAGCCCAUAAAGCCAGUGUCACAUCUACUAGAAAAUCUUCAGAGUAUCAUCCCCUAUAACAAUCUGGUGUUUGAAGCUUCACCAUCCAGGCUUUCAGCACAUAAUUUUCAGGAGUCUGUUUCGAGAAAUUCACAAAUCCAUGAAGUUUCGACUCGUAGCUUACCAAGGUUUUAUGCGAAUUCUCUCCAAGGCUCCACCCUUGACCCAUUUGCAGUGAAUUUCGAAAAUAUGGUGCAAGAUCAUCAUCGUUCAAUCAUUAAACCUCGUUUUUCCAAAUUUAAUCCCACCUCAAAGGUUCCAGAGGAGAAGAAAAUCUCAGGAACAUCUAAAAGUGGAUCUAAAGAAUCCCUCCCAAUCGGAGGCCAAAAUGAGGCUUCAACCGUUUCCAAUAGUCGAAGAGCUUACAGAACAAUACUUAGCAAUACAUCCAAUCUUUCAACAAGAGGAAGACAGGAACUUUGGGCACAUGAUCGACUCAAGACAGAGAUUUCCAGGUGGUUUAAACAGAUGGAAGGUACUUUAAAAAAAAGGAUCAAAGAAGAUGAACUUAUUCGAAUAGUACCAACUGAUAUCAUCAGAAAAGCACUCAAUGUCGCCCACCGGAGAUUGACAACCGCAUUUCUUGGAUAUCUGGUUAGAGAUUACCAAAUGAAAGGUAAAAACAAUGAAGAACUUCUAAGUCGGGGGUGGGAAUAUCUGAAGAGCUACAUGGUUCAAUGGGAAAGUGUCAAUCUUGAAGUCGUUCUCAACCUCCAAGGCAUUCAAGUGGAAAGCUAUGUCGGGGCAUGGACUCCAGCCCACCUCCUAGCAUAUUUGAUGUCGGUAGAUGGAAGGAAGCCCUGUCCUCCUGAGGUCCUAUCAAAGUUUGUUUUUGGCUGGGACAAAUCGAAUGCAUUAUAA